Molecule: messenger RNA, 1877 nt
Organism: Poeciliopsis prolifica (blackstripe livebearer)
Lineage: Eukaryota; Metazoa; Chordata; Actinopteri; Cyprinodontiformes; Poeciliidae
Gene: polr3c
Product: polymerase (RNA) III (DNA directed) polypeptide C
Exons: 13
Coding region: 104-1735 (543 amino acids)
Biological process (GO): DNA-templated transcription
Cellular component (GO): RNA polymerase III complex
Molecular function (GO): single-stranded DNA binding
Source: RefSeq, a predicted model, not a curated record
CUCCUGUGUUGUCAUCGACGAGUCGCAUGUGUGCGAAGUCUGCCGUCUUUGGGAUGCAUAGAGGCGAAAGUUUCUCCUGCCCUGACAGACGUCCGUGUGCAAAAUGACGGCCCAGGAGAUCCGUCUGUGUGGCCUCCUGCUGCAGGAGCAUUUUGGAGAGGUGAUGGAGAAAGUGGGAACUCACCUGCUCCGAAGUGGAGUGCAGAACUUGAGGACCAUCGUCCAAGAAACCAACCUCUCGGUGGAUUUGGUAAAGAAGUGUCUGUGCGUGCUCGUGCAACAUGGGGCUUGUUGUUUCACUUCUGGCCGUAAAGGACCGGGCAGCCCCACAGAGUACCGGGCCUGCUGCGAUCGGAUCCUGAGAGUUCUGCGCUACCCGCGUUACAUCUACACGGCCAAAACGCUGUACGGCGACACGGGCGAGCUGAUCAUAGAGGAGCUGCUGCAGCGUGGCCACAUGACGAUGAGCAGCACGGUGAAGACGGUCGCAGACCGUCUCACGCAGAACAUGGAGGAGGGCCACAGCAUGGAUUACAGCGAAGUGUCUUCUACCUUCUCCAAACUGGUGGAGACCCAUUUUCUCCAGCGCUGCCCUCCAGUUGGAGGAGCAGGAACUUCAGGCAGUGCCGCUCCUGGUGCGGCUCCUGCAGCGGCUGCAGCCGCUGUCAGCGUCGCCCCGCCAACUCCAGAGAGCUUUCCUGAGUGCUACAGCGUACCACAUGUUUCGCUCAUUGGACGAGGCAAACGGCAGCUUGUCCCCGAGAACGGAGAGGACCAGAGGAAUGCAAAAAGAGCCAAGAUGGACACAGAGACACAUGGUGAUGAAGGAAUUUACUGGCAGGUGAAUUUUGAGCGUUUCCAUCAACACUUCAGAGACCAGGCAAUCAUCAGCGCCGUGGCCAAUAAGCUGGAUCAGACCAGCAGUGAAAUAGUGAGGACCAUCCUGAGGAUGAGUGAGGUGACCACUUCAGCCACCGUUGCCUGCACUAAGCCACUCUCAGCCAAUGAGAUCUUCAGGUCCCUCCCUGCCAGCUACAACAUCCCCAGACACAUUUUGGAUCAGUAUCUGACUCUGCUGGUGGACGACCCAAUGGAGUUUGUUGGGAAGACUGGAGAAAGUGGAGGAGGAAUGUUUGUUGUCAAUCUGCACAGAGCUCUUGCAAACCUGGCUCGAGCCACGGUUGAGUCCAUCGUGCAGGAGAGAUUUGGCUCCCGGUCGGCUCGUAUCUUCCGUCUGUUGCUGCGGAAGAGACACCUGGAGCAGAAGCAGGUGGAGGACUUUGCCAUGAUUCCAGCAAAGGAGGCUAAAGACAUGCUGUACACGCUGCUGUCUCACAACCUGGUGCAGCUCCAGGAAAUCCCCAAAACCCCAGAUUUCGCUCCAUCUCGCACUUUUUAUCUUUACACCGUCAACCAGCUCCCAACCGCCAGGAUGCUACUGCAGAACUGCUACAAGACCGUAGCCAACCUCAUAGAGCGACGCCUGUUUGAGACCAAAGAAAACAAGCGCCUCUUGGAGAAAUCUCAGCGAAUCGAAGCCAUUCUGGCGUCUCUGCAGGCCAGCGGGGCCGAGCCCGAACAGCUGAGCGAAGUCGAGGAGAUGAUCUCUGCUCCCGAGAAGCAGCAGCUGGACGUCUUGAAGCUUCACGUUAACAAGUUAGAUUCAGCAGAGAACCAGGUAGAUGAAACCAUUUUUAUCUUAGAAUCCUACGUCAGCUCCACGUCUACAUCUUGAGUCGUUAUUGUCAAAAUGUAUCCAAAAUGUCAUCAUUUUUAAAAAUGAUUUCUUUAGCGUUUCUGUUUACUUCGACUGAAUAUGUUUAUUUUUCUUGUUUUUAUUGUGUGGAUCACGACUGAAUAAAUAUCAAAACACCUUU